UAUUAUUGCUGAAAUGUAGUCAGAGACCAUGUUUUUACUAUAUCAAAUGCCUUUAGCAUGUAUUGAUAUCAUUUGCAAUGAACUGAAUUAUCUGAAGCCUGGUGUCUGUGAUGCUAAGGAGGAGACUGAGAUGAAUCAUCCAAUUGGCACACUUCUGGCUAAAAAUUGUUGUAAAUACUUCAGCCUUAUCUUUUGCUCUGGGCUCCCCUUUUCAUUGAGGAUGGGAAUAUUUUUGCAACCUCCUCUGGCUCUUCACAUCGGGCAGGAACCUGAACAGUGGACGUCUAUGGCAAUGGUACCUUCAAUAUCUCUGUCUAACACUUCGAAACAGAGCACCUCAGGCCAGCACGCAGGCUUUAAUUACUGCUGCAGUGCAAACCUUUCACAGAAUUGUUUAGAGAAAGCAGUGGCAGCAAUUGAUGGAGCAAAAUACAGUUUAGCAUUUGCAUCUGGCUCUGCGGCUAUGAUGACAAUUGUACAUCUUUUGAAGUCUGGCGAUAACAUCGUUUGCAUGAAAGGUGUACAUGGAGGUGCAAACCAAUAUUUCUGCAGAGUUGCAUCAGAAAUGGGUGUGGAAACCUCAUUUGUUGACUGCACGUCAAUGAAAACUCUGAAUGCAGCUAUCAAACCAAACACAAAACUUGUUUGGAUUGAGACUCCUACUAAUCCUAUGAUGAAAGUUAUUGACAUCAAAGCUUGUGCAGAAACUGCACACAAACAUGGAGACAUCAUUCUGGUUGUGGAUAACACCUUCAUGACAUCGUAUUUCCAGCGCCCCUUGGCACUGGGUGCUGACAUCUGCAUGUGUUCUGCAACAAAAUACAUGAAUGGUCACAGUGAUGUAAUCAUGGGCCUGGCUUCUAUGAAUCGAGAUGACCUCUAUGAAAGACUGAAAUUCUUACAAAAUGCUAUGGGUGUAAUUCCAUCUCCAUUCGAUUGUUACAUGUGUAACCGUGGCUUGAAGACUUUAGCCCUUCGAAUGAAACAACACUUCAAGAACGCACUGGCUGUAGCCAAGUUUUUGGAGGCAGAUCCUCGGGUAGAGAAGGUUAUUUUUCCAGGUCUCCCUUCUCAUCCACAAUAUGAUCUGAUAAAGCAGCAGUGUACUGGGAGUUCGGGCAUGAUGGCUUUCUUGAUUAAAGGAGGUUUGGAAAAUGCCAAGACAUUCCUUAAAAACUUAAAACUGUUCACGCUUGCAGAGAGUUUGGGAGGAUAUGAAAGUCUAGCGGAGCAUUCGGCUAUUAUGUCACAUAGCUCUGUUCCGAAGGAGGAGAGAGAUGCCCUGGGGAUAAGUGAUACCCUAAUCCGAUUAUCUAUUGGUUUGGAGGACGUCGUAGAUAUUAUCGAGGACCUACAUCAAGCACUAAAAGCUGCCCAUCCGAAUAUAAUUAAACCUGCUGAACAAAUUAACCUGUGAUUUUUCGCUUCGAGAAAAUGAAUUUUUUUGCUGGAAAAAAGCAUCAAAAGAACAGUGGCAAAACAUUGUGUAUUGUUUAUGACAUUUGAUGAAGCUUCAUGGAAUUGCACCCUUUUAAAAUGGUUCAACCUGUAAUGAGUCAUCAUUUGGUCUCAUUAAAUUGUCAGUUGUAAUUGCAUGCAAGCAGAUAAAUUGUUGAUUUAUGUCUUCUGUAAUUUUAUUUACCGGGAAAUUUUGUGAAGGGUUGACUCAACUUAAUUUCCUAAAAUAAGGUUUAUUUUGCUAUGAUGCACUCUUCUCUGGAAUGCUGGUGGGGAGACUAAGAAUCGAUUUCCUUGAUGUAUCAAUGAGGUGAAAUGAACAGUGAUUAGGAAAUUAAAACAAAUUUUCUGGAAACACUCAGCAGGUCAGUCAUUGUUUGUGGAGAAAAACAGAGUUAACAUUUCGGGAAAAUGGCCGUUUAUCUGAACUGGAAAGAAUUGGAGCUGGGAAAGAUUUUAAGCAAGCACAGAGGCUGGGAAAGGACAGCAGAUCUAAGAGAAAAGUCUGCAAUAGGGUGGAAAGGCAGUAGAGAUAGAAUGACAGAUGAUGGUGCAGGGAAAAUGAGAUGGUCAUGGUAUAAUAAAAUGGAUCCCAAAAUAGUAAAAAUGGGAAUAGCUGAAUUGUGACCAACUGUAAAAAUAAACACAGUGAAUAAGAUCUGAUUUGUCGCAUUCAAUGUUGAGAUUGUAAAUGACCUUUUGGAAGAUGAGUUGCUAUUCUUGAGCUUACAUUUAGUUUCAUGGGAACAUUGCGGGAGGACAUGAUCAGAGUAAUUGACAGAUAUCAGAAGUUCAUCACACUUGUGAACUGAAGGGAGGUGUCCUGGUCAACUAAUCUGCAUUUUGUCUCCCAACACUGAGGAGAAUGCUUCAGAAAUAACAAAUAUAGUUCACUAAAUUGCAAGAAAUAUGUGUGAAUCUCUGUUUUGCCUGGAAGGAGUGUUUGGGGUACUGGGAAGAGAAGAACUAAGCAGGAAAGUGAUAUAUUUCUUGCUUAUUUUCCAUUAUCACUCACUUUUGUAUCCAUUUCCUUGGCGAGAGAUAUUUUCCUUGAACGGUGGAACCUUCCCUUCUUCCAAAUUCUUGAUCGACCUGAACCAUGUCCUUUAGCCUUUUCCUCUCUCUAGAUUAUUUUAUUGGAAACUGUUGGCAUGACCUUGAUGAUCUCAAUUUCAUUGCUCCUCUUACAUGUUCUCACUUUCCUUCCCCUGGACUUGCUACAUUUUGAUCUUUUGGGCUCAGGCCUAACAUUGGCACUAAACCAAUGGCGAUGUGUCUGUGAACUCAAACUCUCUCUGCCUUGCAACCCUCUGAUGCUGUGUCUUUGACAUUGAACAUCAAGCCAUAAAUUUCCAGACUGUCACUGAGUUCAUCUUUGAUAGAGAUUUUAUCUCCAUUACCUCCAGCAAACUCAACCUACAGCCCUGCAUAGCCUUGCUUUUGUCACCUUCCCUACAUUUGCCAAUAGAAAUGUUCUGGUAGAGCCAUUGAUUCACCUUCCUUCCUAUCUUGGCUAUUUUUCUUUCACAUCCCUGUGUUUAGUCUCUUCGCAUGAAGGUUAGCAUUUCUUCUGAUGUCCUCCACCAUUUUAACAGUACGUUGGUCCUGAUGGAUUUCUAAUCCUCCCAAACUUCCAACCACCACCAAAUGGCCUGAGGACUGCCAAUUCUUUCUUGAAUAAAGGCACAAUCAGUCCCCAACACCAUAUUCUUCAAUUGUCACAUUGAACAACUUCAUCUUUCACUUCUUGCCCUCAGUAUUUCGGUGUCAUCGCUGGUUUUUCCCUUGAACUUGAAAAUGUCAGCAGUUUUGUUUCUAAUUUACAUUCCUCCCUUGCUUUCACAUGACCCAUUUUUCCUUCCUCAACUUCUGUUUGCAUUGUAGGCUAUUGACUAGUAUCUGCUAUAAGCCCACACCAAACAUGGCUGAGCUUCCUUCCAUAUUUCUUUUUGUAAGGGCUCUAUUCCACAUGCCAAAUUUCUCCAAAUCCAUUGUAUUUGUUCUGACAAAUCCAUAUCCCAUAUCAAUGUUUCUGAUGUCCUUUUACCUCAACCAAGGAAUCCCAUGUAUUGUGAUGCAGAGCCCCUGACUGUAUUUGCUCUAUUUCGUACACUUCUGCUCUCACCCCAUCCCCUCCCUUCCAGAAUGAUUAUAAUGUUCCACUUGUCCUGGUAUUCCACAUUCAACAGCUUCCACAUUCGACACAUAUCUUCUGACUGUAGCACCAAAAUAUCUUCCUCUCACCAUUCGGCAUUCUGAAGGACGUUUUCCCCACAAUGUCCUGAUAUGUAUCUCAAUCACCCACAUAGACCCCCUCCUUUUCCCACAAAACCUUUUCAUACAUACACAACACGUGCCUUUUUACCUCUUCUAACUUGAUGCUAAUGGUGACAGUACAAACAACAUGUUCUUUAAUGAAGACCCCAGCCCUUCAAGUAUGUCCAGCUUUCCAGGUGAAACAGCAGUUUACUUGUACUUUCAACUUAGCACACUGUUCAUUGCUCACGUUCAGGCAUUUAAUUCUUUGCUCCUUCCUUCCUUCCACUCUAUCAGAACUUUUUUUUUUGUUCUUUCUCCUUUUCAUGUCUCUGUACUCUCUAUUACAUCGCUUGUAAUAUUGACCACUUGUGUUACUCUCUCUACGAAUGCAGAUUGGCUGUUGAGUAUUUUUGAAGCAUUUUUGUUUUGUUUUUUGUUUCAAAU
Molecule: messenger RNA, 4161 nt
Organism: Rhincodon typus (whale shark)
Lineage: Eukaryota; Metazoa; Chordata; Chondrichthyes; Orectolobiformes; Rhincodontidae
Product: cystathionine gamma-lyase-like
Exons: 13
Coding region: 29-1417 (462 amino acids)
Biological process (GO): transsulfuration
Cellular component (GO): cytoplasm
Molecular function (GO): cystathionine gamma-lyase activity; pyridoxal phosphate binding
Source: RefSeq, a predicted model, not a curated record